GCACACACACACGCUGGAACCCCCCCUUCUCCCACACCCACCCUUGUACUGGAGCCAAAAUCACACGCACGCACACAACAGGACUUCUGAACUCCAAAGUGCCACUGUCCCCUCUCGGACCCCUGACCAGGCCCAUUCGCUCUCCCUCCUGGCAAUGUGGUGCAGUCGUAUGGCGCUGCGUCGGAUCCAGCGGGUCGCUGCCGUUCCGCUGACCGGCCUCACAAGCGGCGCGCUGAGGAAGAUGUCGACCCUGCAACGGGUGUAUGUCACCCGACAGAUCCCACCCGAGGGCCUGAGGAUCCUCCGUGAGUCCGGACGGGUUACGGUUGACCUGUGGGACUCCGACGACGUCCCGGUGCCCCGGGAGGAGCUGCUGCAGCGGGUCAAAGGCGUCGACGGUCUGGUCUGUGUACUGACGGAGAAGAUCGAUGCAGAGCUGCUGGACGCUGCAGGUCCAAACCUGAAGGUCGUCAGCACCAUGUCGGUGGGAUUCGACCAUCUCUCUUUGCAGGAGCUGAAGAAGAGACGGAUCCGUGUGGGUUACACGCCGGACGUGCUGACCGAUUCGGUGGCUGAGCUGACUGUGGCUCUGCUGCUCACCACCUCCAGGAGGCUCAUAGAGGCCACGCACGAAGCCAAGACCGGCGGCUGGGGCACGUGGAGAACCCUGUGGCUGUGUGGACACGAGCUGGCCAACAGCACGGUGGGGAUCCUGGGCCUGGGGAGGAUCGGUGUGGCGAUCGCCGAGCGCCUGGUUCCUUUCAAGGUGAAGAAGUUCAUCUACGCGGACGUGGCCCCCCGGCCGGAGCUGGCCGCCCUCAUCGGCGCAGAGUACGUCUCCUUCGACCAGCUGGCGGAGCGCUCGGACUUCCUGGCGGUGUGCUGCGCCUUGACGCCGGAAACCAAGGAGAUCUGCAACAAGAGCCUCUUCUCCAAGAUGAAGGACACCUCCAUCUUCAUCAACACAAGCAGGGGUGGCGUGGUGAACCAGGAGCACCUGUAUGAGGCCCUGCUCACCGGCCAGAUAGCGGGAGCCGGGUUGGACGUGACUGUUCCCGAGCCCCUGCCCACGGACCACCCACUCUUCACCCUGAAAAACUGUGUGAUCCUCCCACAUAUCGCCAGUGCCUCCUACACCACCCGGAACGCCAUGUCCGCCCUGGCGGCAAACAACCUCCUGCUGGGCCUGAAGGGCGAGCCGAUGGUCAAAGAGCUCCAGAUGUGAAGAAGAAAAACAGCAGUUUGCUUGUCUGCCUCAUCAUUUAUGUAGAAGAUACAAAUAACAACCAUCUUUAACUUGUAAAACGAUUGUCUUAUUCUUGUGUGUGCAUCAGCUGGCGUUUCCCCCCAAAAACCGUCAUCGGCAACAAAACUGCACUUCCUUGUUUUUAUUCAGCGUACACAACAACUGAACAUACUGUACAAUCUUCGUAGCCUUCAACAGUGAAGAGACACACAUUUAUUCCUCUCGUGGCUAUUAUUUUAAGUAUAGACAAAAACACAAUACUUCAGAUUUGGCAUAUUAACAGAAGCCCAGCUUUUCAAGCAUCAGGGCGUAAGGCAUUGACUUUUAUAAUAAUUGUUUUAAUGCAUUUCAACAUUUUGGCAUAUUCAUACAUGGGGGAAACAGUAGAGUCAGUUUUCACAUUAACAUCUUUUAAAAGACAGCAUCAUAAUUACACUUGACCACUAAUUCCCCGCCGUCGGAACCGCGUGGCUCACGUCUGCAGGGAGAGACACCCGACGGAGCGCCCGGGUCACCCGCCAACGGGUUCGUCAAAUCAAAUGUCCUCUGUUAACAGGACUCUUAAAAAAGGGACAAGAGAAGGUGCGGACCGGGAGGCGCCGGCCGCUUGUUUCUCAUCGAUGCAGCAAACGCUCAAGUACACAAAAAGGAAAACGUGUAGGGUGUUUUUUUUUUUUUUUACCAUUUCGGUUCACUUAAACAACGCAUGUGUUAUUUUAUUUUUUACUUACUCCAAUGGAUUUGAAUGGAUCUGCAGAUACACAUUGACAUUAAAAUGACACACUAUAAAAAUAAACAGCUACAGCUCACAA
This is a messenger RNA of Gasterosteus aculeatus aculeatus (three-spined stickleback), 2058 nucleotides long. RefSeq names its product glyoxylate reductase/hydroxypyruvate reductase b (gene grhprb). Gene Ontology annotation, cellular component: cytosol. The record is from RefSeq and is a predicted model, not a curated record. Lineage: Eukaryota; Metazoa; Chordata; Actinopteri; Perciformes; Gasterosteidae. Gene Ontology annotation, molecular function: hydroxypyruvate reductase (NADH) activity; glyoxylate reductase (NADPH) activity; NAD binding.